This is a messenger RNA of Plasmopara halstedii, 342 nucleotides long. RefSeq lists its product as uncharacterized. The record is from RefSeq and is a predicted model, not a curated record. The transcript has a single exon. The coding region runs from base 1 to 342 and encodes 113 amino acids. Lineage: Eukaryota; Oomycota; Peronosporomycetes; Peronosporales; Peronosporaceae.
AUGAAAUUAUGGCGAUCAUCGGCACACCAAAUUCUCAUCUCAACAAACUGUACUAUGACUUCUUAUCGCACCUUUUGCCGUUCCAUAUACGUCACCUGUCAAAUCAACACAACAAUUGCAAUGUAUCAACAUCAAAACACCCCAAUUAUGGCUCAACCAAAGAAUUCCAUGAUCGUAUUUCCAGCCGUUCUCGCUAGUCAAACUUUACACGCUAUGCUUUGUUCGAAUUGUCUUGUAGACAUGACCCACUUCCAACUUUUAAUUGUCUGGAAUGUCCAGCUCACCUUCGCUGAUGAGGCGUUGGAUCUCCGUCGGGGCCUCGCCGUUGACCGUGCAACCUAG